UCUGUCUCCUUGUUCUGUGGAUUACAGCUCCCACUGCUUUCUGGAUACCUCCUCUCUUUACUGGACACUAACACUGAACCAGCAUAGAGGCCUUUUAUUAUUUGGAGUUGUUACAUUCAUACAGGUGUUAGCUGGAUCUUUGCACUUAAUUCGAACUGUUGAAGCUGAGUAUGGAGAUGAACGGUCAUGCCCUGCCACCGUCAAUACCUGAGGAUAGUGAAGUCCUGGACCAUAUUCCUCAUGGGGAGACGAAUGGUUACCACCAGAGGCUUCAGGACGGAGGGGAGGCGGAGGUCCCAGUGUCCAAGUCUCAGAGGCGCAAGAGUGAUGUCAAAGUAUAUAAGGAGUUUUGUGAUUUUUACGCUCGCUUCAACAUGGCCAACGCUCUGGCCAACGCAAUGUGCGAGCGCUGUAAGAGUGGCUUUGCCCCGGCAGAGAAGAUCGUGAACAGUAACGGGGAACUUUACCAUGAGCAGUGCUUUGUGUGCGCCCAGUGUUUCCAACAGUUCCCCGAGGGACUCUUCUAUGAGUUUGAAGGCAGGAAAUACUGUGAACAUGACUUCCAGAUGCUCUUCGCUCCCUGCUGCCACCAGUGUGGUGAAUUCAUCAUCGGCCGCGUGAUCAAGGCCAUGAACAACAGCUGGCACCCGGACUGUUUCUGUUGUGAUAUCUGCCAGGCCGUGCUGGCCGAUGUGGGUUUUGUAAAGAACGCUGGAAGGCACUUGUGUCGCCCGUGUCACAACAGAGAGAAAGCUCGGGGCCUCGGCAAGUACAUCUGUCAGAAGUGUCACGCUAUUAUUGAGGAGCAGCCUCUACUGUUCAAGAAUGACCCCUACCACCCUGAUCACUUCAACUGCAACAACUGCGGUAAGGAGCUGACCGCAGAUGCCAGGGAGCUGAAGGGGGAGCUCUACUGUCUGCCUUGCCACGACAAGAUGGGUGUCCCCAUCUGCGGAGCCUGUCGGAGACCCAUCGAGGGCCGUGUGGUCAAUGCCAUGGGCAAGCAGUGGCAUGUGGAGCAUUUUGUGUGUGCUAAGUGUGAGAAACCGUUCCUGGGACACCGUCACUACGAACGCAAGGGCCUGGCCUACUGCGAAACACACUACAACCAGCUGUUUGGAGACGUCUGCUACCACUGCAACCGCGUAAUUGAAGGAGAUGUGGUGUCUGCUCUGAACAAGGCCUGGUGUGUCAACUGUUUCGCCUGCUCCACCUGCAACACCAAGCUCACCCUCAAGGAUAAGUUUGUGGAGGUGGAUCUGAAACCGGUGUGUAAACACUGCAAUGAACGCCUGCCAGAUGACAUGAAGCGCCGACUUGCCAAGCGAGAACGUGACUCAAAAGACAAGAAGAAGAAGAAUUUGAUACCCAUGUGCCUGUGAUCCUCUCUUUCUUCUUUCUUCUCAUUUCCACUGUUCUUCCUUUGGAACAAGUUUGUGGAGUUUGAUAUGAAGCCAGUAUGUAAGAAGUGCUAUGAGAAAUUCCCUCUGGAGCUGAAGAAGAGACUGAAGAAACUGUCCGAAACUGUGGCACGCAAGUGAACAAAUGGUCCAGCCGCAGGCAGGAGAGAAAGAUGAGACCCUGAGGUGGCCUCACAUGGAAAAGGUCACAUUUCCCAAAGCGACAAUCGUUAAAGAGAUAAGAGAUUAUGUGGUUGAUAUCAUUGGUAUUUUAAAUUUAGGUUGGUUAUUUCAGUGAAACACUUUUUUGUCCUCUCAGUCACAGCUUUAAAGCACUGAGGAUCAUUUCAUGAGCUGACAGGCUUACAUUAUUGGUCUCGGUUGACUUUAACCUGUUCAGCUCAGUUACUGCACUGUUCAUUAUUCACAUGCUUCCCUUCUUUCACUGCUAUACAUACCAGUAUAUAUAAACCUAAACACACCUGACAAUGGUCCUGUAUUUGUAGUAUCAUGAACUUUAAGAGAACAUUGACACAUGAGGGUAAUUGAUCUCCUUAACACAGUGUUGACCAGUUUGCCAACUUGUCUCGAUGCCAAAAAAUGCGUCUCCUGUUUGACUCCUGUUACCAUAAGUUACUGAUACUCAUAUCAUAUAAAGCCAAAGACAGAUGGAAAAAAACACAAUUGUACUCGAUGUGUAUAUAAUAUUAUAUCUUAUAUGUCAUGUUUUCCACCAACUUGUAUUCUUUUAUGUAUUACUAACUUGUAUUUCCUGUAAUAUGCUAAAUACGUUUAUUUUUAGUUCUAUAAAAUUGACAUUUGAUGGUCUAAAGACACCACACUGUGCCCUCCUUGAUGCUGUAGUGAUGGACUAAACCAUUAUCUGCACUAUGUUGGAUUGCCUCGUUACAUACUAUAUAUGCAUUUUAUAUCUGAAACAAUACAAAACAAGUGGAAAGUCGUAUUUAAAGUGUUUCACGUUUAUUAAGUUCACUUGUACAAUCUAAAACUACAUUCUAACAGUUUUUGUUUUAUCCACUGUCAGUUACAGUUAAUAGAUGAUUGUCAAAGAAUAUUAGAAACACCUUUCAGAAGUAAUCCAAUCCAGUUCAACACCAGCUUAAAGAUGGCUGUGUACAUGAAGCAACUUCUCUGACACACUGUCAACAAAUACUGAACUGCACAGUGACAGCUUUGAUUUUCAUGACAACUGGUAACUAACUGCGCGUGUGUUUGUGUGUGUUACAACAUGAUAGCCUGUGGCAUGUGCUGAGACCGGAUGUGGGAGUAAUGUCAGCUGUAACAACAUGUGUGUGUGUGUUUGUAAUCCAGAGAAAGUGAUCCUCUUAGGAAGGUGUACCGACUUCCUCGGGGCUCAGACCCUCUUAUCAAAGAAAAAAACUGUUGUGAAUGGGGAAAGAAUCAUUUCCGUAUUUCACUAGGUUUCCCUCGAGCUGUAUUUUAUCAUAGAAAGCUUUUCUUUCAUGUAAAGAAAGACACAUUCCACAAAAGCCUGUUAGUCCUAAACCACAACAUACAGUAUGUCACUUAGGGGUAACACUUUCCAUCUGAUUGAUUGUUGUAAAGCAGAACUUCAGCUCCAAUAAUAAAGAGUCCAAAAGGUAGUUUAAUUUGAUAUCUUACUACCUGGGUGACUGAGAUGACUCUGCCGCUCUUACAUUGUAUUUUAUCUUCACAAUGCUUUUCCCAAAGACAAUGUUUCUCUAUGUAAACACACCAAAGUGCAUGUUCUAGACUUGAAUGGAAUGUUAUUUUUCAGUAUAUCUAAGUUAAUUCUAUCAAUUAUUCUGAAUAAAUGUAUGUCAAUGUUGUGCACUCA
This is a messenger RNA of Paralichthys olivaceus (Japanese flounder), 3240 nucleotides long. RefSeq names its product LIM and senescent cell antigen-like-containing domain protein 1. Lineage: Eukaryota; Metazoa; Chordata; Actinopteri; Pleuronectiformes; Paralichthyidae. Gene Ontology annotation, biological process: positive regulation of integrin-mediated signaling pathway; cell-cell junction organization; positive regulation of substrate adhesion-dependent cell spreading. Gene Ontology annotation, cellular component: cytoplasm; cell-cell junction; focal adhesion. The record is from RefSeq and is a predicted model, not a curated record.